GCAGGAAUCCAGCUCCUCUUCAUCACAAACAGGUGCUUUUAGAGAAAACUGAGGCUGAACCAUCGAUCUGCUGCUGAUCGAUCAGGAUUUAAAACAAAAAGCCUCCAUUCAACGUCACAGGGGACAGAAAGGCGGUGGCAGGUGGAGGAGGAGCCGGGUGACGGAGAGCCAUGCUGUCUCUGAGCUUCACCGACCCGUGGCCUGAGGGCUCCGUGGGGCUGGAGGAGGAGGUGGUGACCGCGGCCGCGCAGGCGGAGGAGCGGGACAGCAGCAGCAGCAGCUCCAUCAGCUCCAUCAGCUCCAUCAGCUCCAUCAGCCUGGACGACAGCCUCACCAGCCUGCAGUGGCUGCAGGAGUUCUCCAUCCUCGGGCCCAGCGUGCCGCCGCGGGUCCCCAACCAGCCGCACCUGUUCGGCCAGCACCAGCCGCCGGGCUCCGACGCGCCGGCCUCCCCUCUGGCCGGGGACCCCGCCUCCAUCGGCAUGCCCCUGACCCCGGGGAAGCCCACGGCGGCGGCCUACAGCAGGUUGCAGUCUCUCCCGGGCAUCGUGGCUCACGGGCACUGCCCCGACGAGGUGGACUACAAAACCAACGCGCGCAUCAAGCCGCCGUACUCGUACGCGACGCUCAUCUGCAUGGCGAUGCAGGCCAGCAAGAAGACCAAGAUCACCCUGUCCUGCAUCUACACCUGGAUCACCGACAACUUCUGCUACUACCGACACGCGGACCCCACCUGGCAGAACUCCAUCAGACACAACCUGUCGCUCAACAAGUGCUUCAUCAAGGUGCCACGGCAGAAGGACGAGCCAGGGAAGGGCGGUUUCUGGAAGAUCGACCCGCAGUACGCUGAGCGCCUCCUGAGCGGCGCCUAUAAGAAGAGGCGGAUGCCUCCGGUCCAGAUCAACCCGGCGCUGCAGAACCGGCUCAGGGUCUCCCUCCAGCCCCCGUCCAGAGGCCCCUGCAGCCCUGCGGGAGGUCAAAGCAGCCUGUGCAUCGACACAGAGUCCCAGCGGCUCCUCCGGGAGUUCGAGGAGGCGACCGGCGCCGACCAGAACUGGGACCCUCACCUGGCCGAGGGGACCAUGCUUGGGUCCUGGCCCGUGGUGCGAGGGAGAGGUGGGCACAAGAGGAAACUGGGCUCCAGGACUGGCGGCGCCAAAGCAACCCGGCGCUCCAGCUCCCCACUGCUCUCCACAGACGAACAGAAGGACAUCGGACCCCUGAAGGGGGACUUCGACUGGGACGCCCUGCUGGACUCGGCCCUCAACGGGGAGCUCAGUCUGGACGGAGGAGAAGCUCUGAGCCCCAUCAUGAAGGAGGAGGACCUGACGGUGCGAGGGACCCACAUCUCUCCGGUCGAGGCCCCCGCAGGGACAGGGGACAUCCACGUGUUGGUGGAGACCCAAAGGAGAACAGACGGGUCGGACUUUGACGAGGAGACCUUCCUCGCCACGGCCUUCCUGGAGAGCCCCUGGCCUGAAGAGGAGGAGCAGGGCCGCAGUGACUUCCUUUGUAGCUCCUCCGUCAACCUGGACCAGCUGUUUGACCUGGGAGACUCUUUAGGAGGAGACCCGAGCACCCGGAUCGACACCCUCCUCUGA
Messenger RNA from Anoplopoma fimbria (sablefish), 1601 nucleotides. RefSeq names its product forkhead box J1a (gene foxj1a). Gene Ontology annotation, biological process: regulation of DNA-templated transcription. Bases 171 to 1601 code for a protein of 476 amino acids. The transcript is spliced from 3 exons. Lineage: Eukaryota; Metazoa; Chordata; Actinopteri; Perciformes; Anoplopomatidae. Gene Ontology annotation, molecular function: sequence-specific DNA binding; DNA-binding transcription factor activity. The record is from RefSeq and is a predicted model, not a curated record.